This is a messenger RNA of Pungitius pungitius (ninespine stickleback), 4956 nucleotides long. RefSeq names its product UDP-Gal:betaGlcNAc beta 1,4- galactosyltransferase, polypeptide 6 (gene b4galt6). Lineage: Eukaryota; Metazoa; Chordata; Actinopteri; Perciformes; Gasterosteidae. Gene Ontology annotation, cellular component: Golgi apparatus. Gene Ontology annotation, biological process: carbohydrate metabolic process. The transcript has 9 exons. Bases 655 to 1803 code for a protein of 382 amino acids. The record is from RefSeq and is a predicted model, not a curated record. Gene Ontology annotation, molecular function: UDP-galactose:glucosylceramide beta-1,4-galactosyltransferase activity.
AGAGGAGGGGAACGGUUGCUACGCCCACCGGAAACGGUCUCUAAAGUGCCAGCAAAAAAUGAAAAGGAAGCGGACGUGCCAUCUUUUUUAUUGAGUUCAUUCCCUUAUUAUAUUAUAUAUAUAUAUUUUCGUGUAACGUAUGCGUUUUGAAUGCCACAAUCGUGCGGGUGAGGCUGCCGGUGGGCAUGACUGGACACGACGAAGCAGUGCGCGGACUGAGCGGGAGACUUCGCAACGGCCCAGAGGAGACGGUGUGAAGGCAAAGCGGUCCUGCAUCCUAUCAAUGAGCUAGCGACACCACGACCAUGGAGGUCUACCAUGAGUCCACCUAAGCAGUGUGGCCGCUGAGCUCCUACCACCGUAGAACAACAGCUCCAUCAUGCCCGACCGGCGGUGCUCCAUGAGGCUCUCGGUUGCCUGAUUAACGUUACAGGCCUGCUUUUUCCAUUUGGAAGGUUCUUGGCAGGGGAAAGCAGGCCGGCUAGCAGCGCUAGCGUUUGCCUUUUCCGCGCUGCAUCUCCGGGCUUUGGCCGUGCGGAUUGUCCCAUGCCCACACCCGCAACACUGUCGUCCAGCAGCUCGGGGACUCUUUUACACUCCAGAAAGUAUUUCAUGGGAUUCCUAUCGGGAAAGGAGACGCCGGCCUAAGCCAAAAUGGUGAACUGGAGGCGGCUGCUGCGAAUGUCCAACCGAUCGUUUCUGGCCUUCAUAUUCUUCUUCUCCAUGUCCACCACUUGUCUCUACUUCAUUUACGUGGCUCCUGGAAUAGCCAACACCUACUUCUUCAUGGUGCAAGCUCAGGGCAUCAUGUUGAGGGACAACGUGAGGACCAUCGGCCAGAUGAUUCGAUUGUACACCAACAAGAACAGCACGCUCAACGGGACAGACUACCCUGACGGCAGUAACUCCAGUGAAUACCUGGUGCAGCCAACCACGUACCUCCCUGAGAACUUCACCUACGGCCAGAACGUGCCCUGCCCCGAGCGCCUGCCUUCUAUGAAGGGCCUCAUGGAGGUGAACAUGACAGAGAUCCCUAUGGAGGAGAUAGAACUGAAGUUUUCCAAGUUUUUUAACAUUGACUUUGGAGGCCACUGGAAACCAAAGGACUGUAGACCUCGCUGGAAGGUAGCAUUCCUGAUUCCAUUUAGAAACCGCCAUGAACAUCUGCCCAUCCUCUUCCAACACCUCAUCCCCAUGCUGCAGAGACAGCGGCUGCAGUUUGCCUUCUACGUCGUCGAACAGAGUGGCAGCCAGCCCUUCAACAGAGCCAUGCUCUUCAACGUGGGCUUCCUGGAGGCCAUGAAGGACCUGGACUGGGACUGCCUGGUCUUCCAUGACGUGGACCACAUCCCUGAGAACGACCGAAACUACUACGGCUGUGGUCAGAUGCCGCGCCACUUUGCUGCCAAGCUGGACAAAUACAUGUACAUUCUACCAUACAGCGAGUUCUUUGGUGGUGUGAGCGGUCUCACUGUGGAGCAGUUCCGCAAGAUCAAUGGCUUUCCCAAUGCAUUCUGGGGCUGGGGAGGAGAGGAUGAUGACUUGUGGAACAGGGUUCACUAUGCCGGCCUGAAUGUCACCAGACCAGAGGGAGAGAUCGGCAAGUACAAGUCCAUUCCUCACCACCACAGAGGAGAGGUGCAGUUCCUCGGGAGGUAUAAACUGCUGCGGUACUCCAAAGAGCGGCAACACCUGGACGGCCUCAACAACCUCCACUACAGCCCCCACACGUCCCUCAGCAGCCUCUACAAGAACAUCUCUGUGGAGCUGAGCCCCGAGCUCGCCCCCAUCGCAGACUACUGAGCCCCUCCUCCCCACCCCCACCAAAGGCUGCCAAGAGGUCCUAGUGAGGGGGGGGGUGAGUGUGUGUGCGUGAGUUGCUGCAUGUCUUAUCUGCUACAAGUUGACCUGGCUGGUCUGAGGCUGGAGGAGCCGCAGCGUCUCGGCUCUGAUGUUUGCUGCAAAGCCUUAACGUGGCGGAACCACAGCUCCCACUUUCUAUCGUUUGUCUCUCACGCGUCACCUGGACACGCCACAACAUCCUUUUUUUAGAAAAGGGGGAUCUGAGCGAGGUUGUCUUUAAUGUUUGUGAUGUACAUUUUCUUUUGUUUUCUACGUGGUAUUUAUCGAGGUGUUCCAAGGAGCACUUGUGUUCGCUGCUUGUUUUUUGCUGCACUGCUGCUGAAUCCGCAUGAACAUGUAUGUAAAUAUGGGCCUCGUACACAGAACUCAAAUAUGUAAAUAUGGGCCUUCAACUGCUCGGGGCGUUUAACAGUGAUAUUCCAGUGGGUUUGUUUUUUAUUUUGGCAGCUACCUUUGUUCUAAGGAUUUAAUAAGAGUGAGUGGUUCCCUCCUAACUGGUAGAUAUUCUAACAAAAUAUAUAUAUAUAUAUAUAUAUAUAAAAAACUAGAAUUAUCCAAAACUUAAGAUUUGACAUUAUCUUUUGCAUGCCUUAAUUUAUUUUUGUUUACCAGAUUUAGUUAUUUUCAAACCUAAGUUAUUUCAUCAGUUAGGUGUGUAAAUGCUUAAUUUAGCCUCUCGUGCUUUAUCUUUUCUUCUUUUGAAGUGCACUGUGUGAAAUGAGUAGAGCUGCUCCUCUGAAGGAAGUAGGCGUGGCCAAGGCUCAUGUGAAACUUUUUAUUGUCAGAUCAUUUUUUAUAGUUGUUUUUUAUUUUGAUGCUUUAGUGCUGGAUCAUGUGAUAAGCUGUUCAUUGUACUGUACCACGUGGGGGUUUGGGAUGGAUGGAUGCUGUGAGUCAGAAGAGCCAGAAUGAGAGAACUGCUGUUCUUGAAUGGCACACGCUGUGAAAAGUUUCAUUUUUGUCAAGCUUUGAGCACCAUAAGGAUGAACCAGACGUCGUGGUGUUCACCGUGUAGUGUGUCCUGUGAGCGUCUUCCACCCAUCAUCCAUCAGAGGCCCUUACGCUUUGCCAAUAAGGGUUGGUGUCCAAAAAACUCCCCCCCACGUGGGGACCUCUCUAUGAGGUCCAUUGAUCCGCUGUUGUAGAACUUUAGAUCACAUGGUCCUGCUUGUGCAAUGGGUUCGUUUCGGACUGGACCUUCUUCAGAGGUGAAACAAUUUGUCAAUCAAUAGUGAAUAUUUAUGUACUGGAUUAGUUUAAAGGAACACUCACCGUGGGUUACUCAGAGGCCUUGUUUUUCAUUUACUACAUAGUGACGAAGAACCCAAAGAUGUUUGAGGCAUGUUGAAAAACACGGAACGAUAGCGUCCGUUCACACACUACGUCUACGAGUCCUUCUCAAACAGGACAGAGCAACGAGUUCUGCUGUUUGAGGAGCCUCCUCCGCCCUGCAGGGGGUCGUCACACCACCACGAGGCUGGAAACCCGCUCAGCGCUGUGUGGAAGCCCAUCUGACAGCAGAUAGGAAGCGUUACAUGUCACCUCUUCUCUCAAACCCCUCGCAGCAGCGGUUGUCAUAGCAACCUGUGUGUUGAUCAUAUGCUGCGGAGGGUUCCUGAGAGAUGGCUCAUGAAUAAGUAUUGGUCAUUUCCCUCGUUGUUGACCUUUUUAUUUUCACUGUACCAACCGAAACUCUUUUAAAACAAUAUUAUGUAAGAUAAUAUUACAUAUUACAUUGGCUCUGAUAUUUCUAACCUAAUCUCUAUUUUGGUCCCAAAUUUCUGACCUGCAAGUGACAUCAUUGGUGCAGAGAUGCAUUCUGAUGAAAGUGUUGAGCUAACGACACGCUGGCAUUUAGCUUUGAAUGCAGUGUCUAAUGUUGACCACAGUGUUAUUUGCGUGUUUUUAGAAUUCCAAAAUCGGUGUGAUGCAGACAUGGCUCCGCACAGCUGUCAAUCAUCGGUGCACCACUACCAGUUUUUGUGUUUUGGCAUUUUCAAAGAAAAUAAAAAGCCUCGGUGAGCUGCUUCCCAGCACGAGGAGGUGGAUCAACCCGUUCUUCCCAGGAAUAUUACAGUGUAUCAGAGCCUUUAAGACAAUUAUAUUCCAUUGUGCAGUAUUUGUUUGUGCCUUGAGUUCUUUUCUUUCUUUUCAUUUUACAUUGUGACUGAAAAGAUUACAGACCUUCUCCUCGUUGUAUCGAGUCUGAAUGAGUGAAGCGAGACUCACUGAUCUGAUGGUGCGUACGGCUGCACCAUGAAUGCUGGAGGCUAUUGAGGUUUCAUUUCCUUUCAAGAAAAAUCACGUCACUGCCCUCCGAAAAUACAAGCACCCCUCCUUCUGUCAUCUUCAAACACAGCUUACUGAAGCUUUGAGGCUUUAUCGUGUCCUGUAGCCUUCAGUGUGCAUGGCCCAGGAUACGUACACACAAAUGGACAAAACAAUGACUUUGUUAGUGUGCAUGAUGACCAGAGCAGGCGGGUCAGUGAGCAGCCUGAUGUAGUCCAUGAUGGUGAUCAUCAUCUGGGUCCCACUGCUUUACAUCACAUGCAUUAUCACACCAUUGUAAGAUGUGGAUUAGAAGUGAUAGAGAGCAGGUUGAGGCAGUGUAUAUCCAGCGGCUGGGUCACUGUCCUUUAAGAACCACAGUAUUGGGAGUUCUGUGGCCUCCAUCUGCUGAUGGGGUUUCUUCAUCGCAGGGCGGCGGAUCAUCUGUGAUGGUAUUGCUGUAUUUGGUAAGCAACAACUAGAACUCGAGUCAUAGACAUACCACAGGUUUAAAUGAAUUGGCAAAGCCAUUCCACAGCAAUGUCCUUCAGUGGAGCUGCUUGACCUUUGGGUUCAUCAAACUUUCCUUUGUGGACCUGACCCUGAAGUGACAAGCCGGGAACAAGUAGUCCCAAAAGGUUUCAGAUGUGAUUUAGACGCAAGGUGGCCUUUGCAUUGGUUGGCUGCCAGAGUGGUGACGAGUUUUAGCUGUUAAGUGGCUCAACGUAGUUUGGUCACAAAGUAAAAAUAAAUGUAUUUAUGUAAAAAGAAUACCUGUCGACAUGUUUUAUCAAACAUCAGCAGACACUGUAGAUGUGAGACUCU